UAACGUACCGUUUCCUCCUUUACUAACAAAACGAAGAAGAAUAGGUUUGGUGUUAUCCAACUAGCUGAGGCUAUGGUUUUAGUCUGUUUUCUUUACUAAAAUGUCAUUUCUUUUUAACGAAAUGCUUGCUUAAUAGUCAUACAAAUAUGGCUGAAUUGCCUGAACAAGGACAUCGACGGUCCGACCGCGACUGACGCCUUAACCUCCCCGGCUCGCCAGUGGCUGAGAGACAAGAUGUUGCUGAAGAUGCCCCAGAAGCUGCUGAAGACAGCCCACUACAUGGAGCUGGGCAGCUACCAGCACUGGCCGGUGCUGAUAACCCAGAGGAUAAGACUGUACACCUACGAACAGAUCCCCCUCUUCCUUAAGGAAAACCCCUACAUCACAGACGGCUACAGGGCCCACCUGCCCUCUAAACUCUGCCUGAGGAGUAUUUUCAUGCUGUCCAAUGAGACUGUGAACAUUUGGAGCCAUCUCCUGGGUUUCCUGCUCUUCUUCUCUCUGGGGGUCAACGACCUCUCCUCAGUACUGCCGGCCUCUGGAGCGAAAAGAGAGGACUACGUCAUCUACGCUAUAGGACUAUUCUGCUUCCAGGUGUGCAUGCUGUGUUCUGUGGGGUAUCACCUGUUCUCGUGCCACCGAUCAGAGAAGACUUGCCGUCGCUGGCUGUCUUUGGACUACGCAGGCAUCUCUGUUGGCAUCCUGGGCUGUUAUGUACCCGGGAUCUUCUACGCUUUCUACUGUAACGCUUUUUGGCGACAGGUCUACCUGCUGACAGUGUUGUCACUGAUCCUGGCCGUCUUCUGCGCUCAGGUCCACCCUCAUUACCUCAGCAACGACUGGCGACGGAUUCGGAUGACGAUCUUCUGCUGUGUUACUGGCAUCAGCGUGAUUCCUGCAUGUCACUGGGUCUGGCUCAAUGGAGGAUUCACCACUGAUGUUGUACAGCUGUUCCUGCCUCGUGUGCUAGUGAUGUACCUAAUAGCUGGAUCUGCCUUCUUGUUCUACGUCACCAAGAUCCCUGAACGCUACUUCCCUGGCCAGCUGAACUACCUGGGUGCCAGCCACCAGCUGUGGCACGUACUGGUGGUGGUGAUGUUUUACUGGUGGCAUCAAACAGCUGAACACAUCAUGCACUUCAGGCACAGCCGGUCCUGCCCGACCCCGACCAACAGCAGCUAAGUUGAACUGAUCCAGUAAUGUUAUGGAAAGGCAUUCUGUUGCAGGCUAAAAGCUAUACAUUUUAGUAGACAUCAGUUCCACUCCUUAUGUUAAUAUUAAAACACUUCUUACCAGUUAGCAGCUGGUUAGAAGUUGCUGCCUAAAGGUCUUCAACCACAAGCUCCUGACUGUAAGCUGCUAAGGUGUAAAACUGAGAAUCUAAUGGUAGCUCUUAGCUUUCACUGAGCUGUUGGUUACUGUUUGGCUGCUUUUAAAGGCCAGUAUAUACAUUAAGUCUUCUCACUCCAACAGUAGAUAUCAGCUAGGAGUGACUAGACGCUACUGUAAAUUUUAAAACCACUUAACCACCAUAACCAUUAAGAUGCAUGAAGUUGGAAUUUAAAUUGUUUUUUUAGAAAUAGACUAGGGUUUGGUGUUUUUAAUGUUUUAUCUCAUGGUUGGUUGAGAUUGGGAUUCUUUUUUUUUUUUUUUUUUUUUUUACAGAAGUUUUGUAAAAUAUCUACAAGGAUUCCGUUGAAUCAAACAUAAAUGCCUGUGUGAACAAUUACUUUAUAUUUUAUUCUAUCAGUUCCUACAAGGUGAGAUUGUAUGAAAUGUCUUGAUGGAACUUCAACAUGUGAACACUGUGAACUUUCGAACAAAUAGCUAAAAGUCAAUCACUAUCACUCUGCAAUGACUAAGAAGAAAAUGUAGGAACCAUAUGUAGCCUACAGUACAUUAUUUUCUUAAAUCUGUUUGAUUCUUAUGUGUACUGUUUUGUGUUUGGAACAAAUAAGGUGGCAGUUUUGAAUAACUCUUUACAGUGGCCAAAUCCAGAAUGUUAGUGCUGCAUUGACAAGAUGUCAUAUCAGCCUUAAUAACAGAGCGACACAGUGAUUCAACAUAUUGUACAAUCAGCCUCUUUUGUUAUCAUUGCUAAUAGUAGAGUAUUAAAUUAAACAGGACUCGUCAUCACAAGGCAAGUGAUGAAAAAGGCCUGACUCAAUGGCUAGAUCUGUUGAUCAUCUCCGCCCCACAUCGGUCUCCUGAUAUGGUAAAUGAUUUUGGGUUCAUAUAAGGAGUCACCAACUACUGUAUGUUUAUUUGGAAAGUGGUUCAUAAACCCAGUCUGCAUGGCUGAAAUGAGAAAAAUGUUGAUUGUAAUAUGGAUGAAAUUACCCUUUAACAACAGAACUGGACAAUUAAGAAAACCAAAAAAACAUUUUUGCUGACAAUCCAGUGAUUGGUAGCACCUAAACUCUCCCUGCUUUUAAAUGAGGCCAGUGUUAAGUGUUACAGGUACCUGAAACACUUUGUUUCCCACAUCACACUAUGGGUCAUAUUACAAUGUUUAGUGAUUACUUUUUUUUUUACAUAAUUCCAAUCAUGUUUGUAGAUUUUUGCCUUAUUAUCUUUGAGUAUUUGUACUGUAUACACACUUACUGUUACAAUCUGUUUUGGGUCAAAAACAAACAAUGAUCAAACUCAGACUGAUUUCAUCUUUGCUGUUACACCACAACGCCAGUAUGGUUCGUUCUUUUUAUUUAGUACAAGUCAAUGCUUGGGAAAAGAUAUGAAUUUUAGUUGAGAUCACUUACUGUUGCAGAGCUGCAAAACUGGAAGUGACUCUAUUUUUGCCUUUUUGAGUGUGUGUUAUUAUUUUUCAUCAAGAACAUCUAAUAAUCAUAAACUGCUUGAUCUUGUUUUAUCAUCUCAUGAUUGUUUUAUCCUGUGUUUGUGUUUUCCUUGAAUAUCAUUUAUAUGAUAAAGCAUUGGCGCUGAUUUUACGAAAUGUAUAAUAUUUAUUUCAGUGC
This is a messenger RNA of Anoplopoma fimbria (sablefish), 2975 nucleotides long. Its product is annotated as progestin and adipoQ receptor family member 3-like. Gene Ontology annotation, cellular component: membrane. The transcript has 7 exons. Gene Ontology annotation, molecular function: signaling receptor activity. Lineage: Eukaryota; Metazoa; Chordata; Actinopteri; Perciformes; Anoplopomatidae. Bases 235 to 1182 code for a protein of 315 amino acids. The record is from RefSeq and is a predicted model, not a curated record.